AUGGUAAGAUCCCCGCAGUGCCGGGAACAAGCCGUGUCUGCCGGUGAAACGCUGCGGCAUCUGCCAGAGAAACCCCCGCAGGGGUGGGAAAAGGUCGACUGGCGAGUGAGACUGAACUCGGGACACAAGAUCCGGAUCCUGACCACUGAGAAGAAUCAGGCUGUCCAAUUUUCCAAGAGUCCUUUUUCUGGGAGAGCUGGUUUCCAUCCAGAUACCCUCUCCCUGUGGAUCAGCGCGGUUGGCACGGCAGACAGCGGGGUCUAUGAGGUGGAAUUUGAGGACACAUCAGGUUCUGUUACUGCCCAGUGGUGCUUCCGCGUGUCGGUGUGGGAGCCCGUCCGCUCGCCGCACCUGGAGCAAAACCUCCUGCACCGGGAGCAGGGCUGGUGCAACCUCUUGCUGGUCUGUGCCGUGCCCGGCGCCAGCAACGUCUCCUACAGCUGGACCUGCAGCGGGGACCCCCUGGGAGACCCAGAGCCCCGUCCCUGGGUGCAUCUGCAUGUCCGUGAUGACGACAACCUCACCGUCUGCUCCUGCAACGCGAGUAACCCGGUGAGCUGGAGCGUGGCCAGCACCGACGUCACGGCAGCCUGUCACACCGAGGCCUCAGGCGUUUCACUGUCCUACUGCCUGGUGAGGGGGCUGCUCUGCCUGGUGGUGCUGGGCAGCCUGAGCGCAGCAGUGGUCGGCACCCACGUCCUCGUCCGGCGGUGGCGAUCCCCUUCCCUCGGCACUCCUUUGGGUGCUGGGUAGGACCCCCCAAAGUCUCUUUAUGCAUCAAGUCCGGCCUCAAAAACUCCCUAACAAAUGAGCUUUUAACCGCGCUUGAGCAUGGAUUAAAGAAAAAUCUGCUUUUAUUUUUUUUUCCCCCCAGCAUUAUGUAUUGAGCGUUCUCGAAAAAGUUCUGGGUUGUUCUCUGGAGAGGACAGAUCAGAUGGGCUGCAGGGGAUUUCAGCCCAGAAGACGAGGCUCCCCUUCAACAACGCAGGGCUCCCCCAGCCCAAAACACACACACCCCCCACCCCGGGCCAGGGUUGUCCCUCUGGUUUUGAGCAAACAGGGACACACUCCACCGCCCGGCGUCCUGCCAGACCCCCCCGGCAUG
Molecule: messenger RNA, 1105 nt
Organism: Athene cunicularia (burrowing owl)
Lineage: Eukaryota; Metazoa; Chordata; Aves; Strigiformes; Strigidae
Product: SLAM family member 8-like
Exons: 4
Coding region: 1-753 (250 amino acids)
Biological process (GO): natural killer cell activation involved in immune response
Cellular component (GO): external side of plasma membrane
Molecular function (GO): MHC class I protein binding
Source: RefSeq, a predicted model, not a curated record